AUGGUCCUACUUCAGCGAUCAGCUGUUAGCGGCCGCAUUGUUUUGUUUAUUUUAUUGACCAUGUCGGAAGCCGAAGAAAAGUGUCACUUCUGUAAGGAUGUACCCUUCAAAUAUUCAUGUCCCAAGUGCAAUGCAUUAUAUUGCAGUGUGGGAUGUUACAAAUCAAAGGAGCACCUCAAAUGCUCUGAGGAGUUCUAUAAAUCCUGCAUUCAAGACGAACUGUCCGGAGCCAAGGCAACGCAAGAAGGUCAAGAAGACAUGCGGAAAAUAUACCAUAUAUUGAAGAGAAUGCGGGAAACGGAUGGUGGCUUCAAUCCGCAGGACUUUGAUGCAGAUGGUUUAGAAAAUCCCUUUGAUUCCGAUGGGGGUGAAGAAGGAGAACUAGGAGAUGAUGGGGAAGAGGAUGUUUCCGAAGGAGAUCCACUUGAAGAAGACAUUGAAAACGAUAUUGUUGAUCGACUAAAAGGCGUUGACAUUAACGAUGCAGAUGAAGUUUGGAGCCGGCUAACUACUGAGGAGCAACAAGAGUUUCAGAAACUAAUCACUAACGGCGACAUUAUGAAGCUCAUGCCGGAUUACAAGCCCUGGUGGAACAAGCCCAAAAACUCAAAAAUUGUGGUUAUUCCCACACCCGAAGAGGCUGCAAAGAAAGAGAGCACUGUUCCUGAAAUAUAUGAAAAAAUUGCAAAGUUCUCAGAUAUAUGCAAGAAGGCACCUUCACCCUGCCUGCACUACAAUCUCUGGAACAUUUUGAGCGCCUAUUCGUGCGUGGCUCGCUUUUUUGCCGGCGAACAAAGAACAAAUGCCAGAGAAGCUGUUGCGCACCUGGUAAAUCUUAGUGCCACCUUAAAGUACGGCACCAACUUCGAAGAUGCAGAGGACGCCAUCGUUUCUGUCGAGAUGGAGGCCAUAACCACGGGCAAUGGACCUGCAGGUGCGGCAGCCGUAGGAAGUGCCGGUGCAGGGGCAAAUUUCCUAGUCGAGAGCAGGGAGCAGUUGCAGCAGGAUGCACGCCAGUUAAUGGCGACAAGGCAAAACAAAUUGGCAGCCCUCAGUGAUUUGCUUCACUUGCUACAACAGACAAAGGCUAUGAGCCGGCGAAAGAAUCCCCAGGAAGCCGAGUUCCAGAAACUAUUCGCUCUGGCCAGCGGAAGUGUAGAACUUGAUCGCACGAAACUGGCGCAGCUGGUUCGAAAGAUCGAAUUCAUGCUGUCGUAUGUAGCACGGGAAGAGGUCCUGUGAGAUUUCUGUCAAAAUAUAUUUUCCUAAAUU
Molecule: messenger RNA, 1272 nt
Organism: Drosophila eugracilis
Lineage: Eukaryota; Metazoa; Arthropoda; Insecta; Diptera; Drosophilidae
Product: zinc finger HIT domain-containing protein 2
Exons: 2
Coding region: 1-1242 (413 amino acids)
Source: RefSeq, a predicted model, not a curated record